AUGGGCGUCCUCGAUAAGAAGCAUUCGCUCGAAGGCGAGACCGACACGCCGCACAUCCUCGUCAACGCUCCCGGCGAUGUGGACCCCGACACCAUCCCGACCGAGGAGGAGCUGAGCACGCUGCGCAAGGUGCCGGCGGGCAUGCCGCUCGUCGUCCUCGCCCUCUGCCUUGUCGAGUUUGCCGAGCGCGCGUCCUACUACGGCUCCUCGGGCGUCUUCUUCAGCUUUAUCAAGAACCCGCUCCCCGCAGGAGGGAGCGGUACCGGCGCCGUGGCAAAGGGCCCGGCCGGCAAGAACCAGAAGGCGGGCGCGCUCGGCCGCGGCAUCGUGACCGCCAACGCGCUCACCACGACGUUUACCUUCCUCGCUUACGUCGUGCCCAUCUUUGGCGCGAUUCUCGCCGACACCAAGCUCGGCCGCUGGCGCGCCAUCUGGAUCGGCACGAUCAUUGGCGCCGUGGCGCAUAUCCUCCUUGUCAUCCCUGCCAUCCCCAGCGUCAUCCUGCACCCCCAGGGCUCGCUCGCGGCGUUCAUCAUCUCGAUUCUUAUCCUUGCGUUCGCAGCCGGAUUUAUCAAGCCCUCGCUUGCGCCCCUGCUCUGCGAUCAGCUUCCCGUGAAGCGGCCGACGCUCAAGACGCUCAAGAGCGGCGAGCGCGUCGUCGUCGACCCCGAGAUCACGCUCUCUCGCUGGCUCGUCAUUUUCUACCUCUGCAUCAACAUUGGUGGCUUCUUUGCCCUUGCCACGACGUACUCUGAGCGUCUGGUGGGCUUCUGGCUCGCAUUCGUCCUCCCCGCCUUCAUCUACAUCCUCAUGCCGAUCAACCUCCUCUGGGCGUCCAACAAGCUGUACAAGGCGCCGCCGCAGGGCUCGGUCGUCCUCGAGGCGUUUAGUGUCGUCAAAGUGCUGCUUUCUAACGGCGGUUGGCGCCAGUGGAAGAAGGGAGACGACUGGUGGAACCGCGCCAAGCCGAGCUACCUCCUCCAGCGUGGCGACGUCGACGCCUCAAAGGUCUUCUGGGACGACACCUUCGUCGACGAGAUCCGCACGGCAGUGAAGGCGUGCACGGUAUUUAUCCUCGUGCCCAUCUUCAACCUUGCGGACGGUGGUAUUGGUAACCAGAUGGGUGCCAUGUCCAACGGCAUGGUCCUCAACAACGUGCCGUCUGACAUUUCGAGCAACUUCAACCCCCUUGCGAUCAUCAUCUUCUCCCCGAUCCUGACGUACGGCAUCUACCCCUUCUUCAUCUGGCUCAAGCGGCCCAUCGCGCCGAUGACGCGCAUGUCGAUCGGCUUCCUCCUCUCCACGAUCGGCUGUAUCGUCGCCGCCAUCAUCCAGGACCGGAUCUACAAGACGUCCCCUUGCGGCAAGUACGCGUCUAGCUGCAAAGAAGUCUCCAAGAUCAACCUCUGGUGGCAGAUGGUGCCGAUUGUCGUGCCCGCCGUCGGCGAGCUGUUCGUCAACGUGACGGCGUACGAGAUCGCGUACACCCAGUCGCCGGCGCGCAUGAAGGGCCUGAUCUACGCGCUGUUCCUCUUCGCGACGGCCAUCUCGAGCGCCAUCUCCCUCGCCCUGUCGGACGUCAUCGACGACCCCAACCUCGUCUGGCCGUGGGUCGCGCUCGCCAUCGCGUCCUUCCUCGCCGCGCUCGUCUUCCCCACCUACUUCCGCCACCUCAACCACACGACGGCCAAGUUUGCUGACCCGAGCCGCCAGGAGGGCCACGACCAGACCACCAACUUCCAGGCCGACCGACUGUACGACCAGAGCCGCGCCGUAUCUGGCGGCCACGGCCACGACGUCGAGAGCAAGCGCGACAAUGAUAGGUACUAG
Messenger RNA from Vanrija pseudolonga, 1830 nucleotides. RefSeq names its product Peptide transporter PTR2. Gene Ontology annotation, biological process: transmembrane transport. The transcript is spliced from 4 exons. Gene Ontology annotation, molecular function: transmembrane transporter activity. Gene Ontology annotation, cellular component: membrane. The coding region runs from base 1 to 1830 and encodes 609 amino acids. Lineage: Eukaryota; Fungi; Basidiomycota; Tremellomycetes; Trichosporonales; Trichosporonaceae. The record is from RefSeq and is a predicted model, not a curated record.